AUGAAAUUGAGAUUGGCAACUUGGAUGAAAGGGAUAGGUGUAUCUGGACCCCCACUUCUAAUGGGAAUUCUUCAUGUGCUUCAGCUUGGAAGAUCAUUAGACAGACAUCAGAAACAACCUAUUUUCAGUCAAAUAUGGGGAAGGGAAUUCCUUUUAAAAUAUCCUUCUUUAUGUGGAGGAUUAUUAGAAGGAAACUACCUAUUGACAGUAUUAUCAGGAGCUUUGGGAUCCAAGUUGAUACCAGAUGUAACUGCUGCAGAACCUCACAACUGGAAUCUAUUGACCAUGUCUUUACCACCAGUGAUCUUGCCAUCAAAGUGUGGAACUUUGUGGCCAGACCUCUUGGGAUUUUUCACAAUGCCAAUACUGUCCAAAGGAGCUUUAGAUUGCUGGUGGCAAAUAGUAGCAAAGAAUGAAGUCUACAAGAUGCUUCUCCAUAUCACACCUUGCUACACCUUAUGGGAAAUCUGGAAAGCAAGGAAUGCAAAAAGGUAUGAUAGCAAAAACAUAUCAAUGUUCAGGGUAACUAACCAAAUUCUUUUCAAUGUGCAGGUACACAUAUCCGAAAAAUUCAGCAAAAUGGAUACAACAUGGAUAUGGGAUAAAGUGUGCUACAUUGUUGAACAGUACAAACCAAGAAUCACAAGCAUGAUGGUCCAUUGGGAUAGACCUCAAGGAAACAAAUUGAAACUCAAUACAGAUGGGAGCUUCAUAGGAAGUAGUAAAUCUGCAGGGAUUGGAGGAAUUGUUAGAAAAGGAAAUGGAGACAUGGUAAUGGCAUUUACUAAAAGUGUUGAUUUCUCUACUAACAAUUCUUGUGAACUGCAGGUUGCUGUUUGUGGAAUUAACUGGUGCUGUGAAUAUCAACAAGGACAACUUAUUCUGGAGAUGGACUCAUUGGUCGUGGUGAAUAUGCUUAAGGGCCAAACAACAGUACCAUGGAACCUUAGAAGAGUAAUAAAAGAAACACAAAGGAAAAUUCAGAACUGUCACAUUGAAGUUAUACACUGCUACAGGGAAGCUAAUGCAGUUGCAGGCGCACUAGCCAAGCUUGUAGCUACAAAUCCAAACACUGAGGAGAUGAUCUACAGGGAAGAAGAUCUUCCCGAAAUCACUAGAGGACCUCUAUGGAUGGGCAAACUCCAUUUAGCCUCCUUCAGGUUCAAGAAAUGUAAACACUCUGGCUGGUACUUUGAACCACGUUGA
This is a messenger RNA of Lycium ferocissimum, 1206 nucleotides long. RefSeq lists its product as uncharacterized. Gene Ontology annotation, molecular function: RNA-DNA hybrid ribonuclease activity; nucleic acid binding. Lineage: Eukaryota; Viridiplantae; Streptophyta; Magnoliopsida; Solanales; Solanaceae. The coding region runs from base 1 to 1206 and encodes 401 amino acids. The transcript has a single exon. The record is from RefSeq and is a predicted model, not a curated record.